Messenger RNA from Danaus plexippus (monarch butterfly), 2289 nucleotides. RefSeq lists its product as uncharacterized. The record is from RefSeq and is a predicted model, not a curated record. Lineage: Eukaryota; Metazoa; Arthropoda; Insecta; Lepidoptera; Nymphalidae.
GUCUGUUAUAUACAUCUGUGUAGUGACUUUUUCAAUGACAAGUGCUCAUUUUAUGACAUUUAAUAUUAAAGAAAAUGAUUACGCCCUUGCUAAUUGUAUAAUUGGUGUAUGUGAUAUAAGAAAAUUCACGAAAAAAACUGUUGUGCUUUACGAACCUGAUCACCAGGAUUCAUCAUUCUUCGAAGAAUUAAACAGUUUAAUCGUCGAUAAACAGUUACCAUACAUUGUAACAAAUAAUUUAAAAGAAGUUUACAAGACAGGUCAAAACUACACCGACGACAUCUUGGUUGUAAUCUAUCAGAAAUCUUGUGAUACUCUAGACGUUCCUAUAAACAAAGAUACGAAAUAUCUUGUUGUUGUUGACGAAUAUAUUUUUGACUCACAGUGUUAUGACAAUUUCAUGAAAAGCUUACUUAAAGUUAGAACAUAUGACGUAACAUUUAUAACCAGAGACAAAAUGUAUGAGAAAUAUAAUUUUAUAACAGGCGUGCCUCAUUGGAAUGAAAAGAAAUGUGAUGUAGAUGAGAAUGUUACAAUGACGAAUAUAAAUACAAGUGUUAAUGGAUCUUUAGAUAAAUAUGACAAAAAUACCAUAUUUCCAUCUAAACGACUAAAAAAUCUUAAGCUGUGUGCAUUUAAGGUUGGAAUGGGGGCACUUUUUCCAUUUUCAGUAAUAGAAAAUAAUGAUUCUUUUAAAAAUUUACAUCCUUUAAAUGAGGAAGAUAUAUUUGGAUCCGAUUUAGAAAUCAUGAAGUUAAUAGCAAAAAAUUUUUACGCCACUCUCGCAAUGUUUCACAUCAAACAGGAUGAAAAGUAUGAUUCCAUUAAAUAUUUGCUGAACGGUCCCCUUGAUGCGUGUGGUGGAGGACUUUACAAUAUAUAUGGAGAUAUUGUAUACAUACUCGUCAGCGUGCCUCAUUGGAAUGAAAAGAAAUGUGAUUUAGAUGAGAAUGUUACAAUGAUGAAUAUAAAUAGUUGUGUUAAUGGAUCUUUAGAUAAAAAUGAUGAAAAAUUCAUCUUUCCUUCUAAAUAUCUAAACAAUCUUAAGCUGUGUAAGUUAAAGAUUGGAAUGGCACCACUUUUUCCAUAUUCAGUGAUAGCAAAUGAAAAUUCACUUCAAAGUUUAGAUCGUUUAAAAGAGGAAGAUAUAUUUGGAUCCGAUUUAGAAAUUAUAAAGAUAAUGGCAAAAAAAAUUAAUUUUACCCUUGAAAUGUUUUACAUCAAACGGGAUGAAGAUAAUAAUAUGGUAAAAAAGGAUUUCAUCAACUAUUUGCUGAACGGUACCCUUGAUGCGUGUGCUGGAGGACUUUACAAUAUAUAUGGAAAUGUUGUAGCCUAUUCCGGAGUAUAUGAUCGUGAAUUAGUUAUUUUAAUCUAUACUGUCGAACGAGAAACGAGAUCUUGGCAAACCUUAUUGAGAAAAACUGGUGGCCUCUAUAUAUUUCUAAUAUUUUUGGCGUCUUAUUCCAUAAUAUGGAAAUUAUUCUGUCAGUUUGAUGGCCGUGCGGUUUCAUUGAACAAUACCAUACUAUAUGGUUUUGGUGCUCUUGUUGGAACAUCGUCUUUAGCAAACGCGAUGUCUUUGAAACAGAAGAUUCUGAACUUAUCAUAUCUCAUACUGUGUUUGCAUCUAUCUUCAUACAUAAGUACCCAAAUGUAUUACUAUCUAACAGUAGAGAAUCCCCCAAAAACAAUAAAUACAAUAGACGAACUUACGAUAUCCGGCACAGUCCCAUACAUAAUCCCAGCAAAAAAAUAUUUUAUAAAUAAUGAUAAAUAUUUAGCAUUUGCAAACACAUCGCGUGAAUGCGAGGAUUUUUUUGAUUGUGAGAGAUUAGUUCUAAAAAACAGAGGGGCAACACUUAUUUUAGAAGGAUUGUUAUAUCCUUUUCAGUCAUCCGCUGCCGUAAAAGAUGAAUCAAGGAUAAUGAGAGUGGACGAAGAUGUUCUAGUAAUUUAUCAUGAAAUGAUUAUGAGAAAAGAUUGUUUUGUGGUAGAUAAAUUACACAAUAUUAUACCACGUCUUUUUGAAGCUGGUAUUUGUGAUAAAUUAUAUAAAGAAGCUAUCGGGGUGACUGUUGUGGAUAAAGCUAAUAUUGCAGUGAAAAAUAUUCUGUCCUAUUCUUAUAGCUGUUCUACUGGAUGUAAAAUAACUUGGUUGCAACUGGCGGGAUCUUUUUACCUCUGGAUGAUUGGAUGUGGCCUGUCGGUUUGCUGUUUUAUUGUAGAAAUACUCACUAAGAAGCAGGUAUAAGUUUUGCUUCUCAUAUACAUACGUGUGAAAGAGAA